UAGUUUGUUUUGUUUUUAUUUUGUUUUGAAAUCGAGUUGAAGAGAAAGACGAUAAUUAAAUUGUUAUUGUUCGAGUACUGAUAAAUAAUUAGAUAAAAUUAUGCAAAUGGAGUUCAUUCCCUCAUUGUUUAGUUAAGUACGUGACAAAAAGUUAAUAGAAACAUGGAAAAUGGGGAGAACGAUCCACGAAGACCGCUUUUAGGUGGCCCGUCAGGUCGGCGGUCCAAGUUCGGUCUGGCGCUGCGCGGCGCGGCGCGGCGGCUCUGCAGCAGCGGGUCUUGGCGCCGCCGCCUGCCCAUCUCCAUCUGGCUGCCCAACUAUAGCCUCGCCUUCUUGCUGCAAGAUGCUAUCGCUGGAAUAACGGUGGGACUGACUUCGAUCCCGCAAGGCAUCGCUUAUGCCAUCAUAGCGGGAGUGCCUCCACAGGUGGGUCUCUACUCCAGCUCGUUCCCCGGCCUAGUGUACGUGAUAUUCGGCAGCUGCUCCGUGGUGACCGUCGGCCCGACCGCCAUCUUGGCCGCCCUGCUGUCGAAGUACGUCGCCUACAAUGUCGACUUCGCCUACUUGGCGGCGUUUCUGUCCGGCUGUGUGAUUCUGCUGUUGGGCGUUCUGCAGUUGGGUUUCCUUCUAGAUUUCAUAUCGAAGCCUGUGAUCAGCGGAUUCACGACGGCAGCGGCUUUACAGAUAGCUGCGGCACAGCUCAAGUCCUUGUUUAGGAUUUCAGGUAAAUCGGGAAACACAUUUAUAGAUGCCAUAAAGAACUUUAUUAAAAACAUUGAAACCGUCCAGCUAUGGGACACAGUUCUCGGUUUCUGCACUAUAAUAGCUCUUCUGAUACUAAAAAAAGCCACGCCCACUGCUCCGCCAGCCAAUGAUACGUCUUCCCGCGCAUGCGUAGUGAAGACUUGGCAAUACAUAGUCAGGGCACGCAACGCAUUAGUGGUGGCUGUGGGGGCUGUUGUUGCAUACUGCUUCUAUUUGCAUCAGUAUGUACCUUUCGCCUUGACUGGUAAAAUAGAAGGUGGUUUGCCGCGCUUCGGCCCGCCACCCUUCACGACCACGGUCGGGAAUCAAACCCUGGGCUUCGAGGACAUGCUGUCGGUGUUCGGCCCCGAGGGACUCGUCAUGCCUCUAGUCGCCAUCUUGGAAAGUAUCGCCAUUGCUAAGGCUUUUGCGGGCACCUCCUCAGUGGACAACAGCCAGGAGAUGAUCGCGGUGGGCAUGUGCAACCUGCUGGCGUCGUUCUGCCAGAGCAUGCCGGCGACCGGCUCGUUCACGCGGACCGCGCUCAACCACGCGAGCGGGGUCGCCACGCCGGCCGGCUCGUUCUUUAAAGCGACACUAGUCCUCCUAUCAGUGACGCUGAUGUCCCGCACGUUCUACUUCAUCCCGCGCGCGACGCUGGCCGGCGUCAUCGUGGUCGCCAUGGCGUCGCUCAUGGACCUCGCCAUCGUGCGCCAACUGUGGAGGAAUAGCAAGCUGGAGCUGCUAGUGUACCUAGCCACGGUGGCGACGGGGCUGGGCGCGGGGCUCGAGUACGGCAUCCUGGCGGGCGCGGCGGCCGACGUGCUGCGCCUGCUGCUGCGCGCCGCGCGCCCCACGCUCCCGCACCGCCGCUACCAGGUGGGCAACCAAGAAUGCUUAAGCCUGUUACUAGUGGGACACCUGUCGUAUUCCUGCUCGGAAUACAUGACGGAGAAAAUCAAGAAGUAUGUUCUAGCACAACCCAUGUGCGUAAUAUUAGACGGCAGACAUCUGUAUUCCAUUGAUAUUGGGGUGGCUGAGAAUAUAAUAUCUGUGAUACUAGACGUAGAGAAGUCGGGGCAUCGGGUCUUGUUCUGGAACUUCGCUCCAGACUUGCAGAAGUUGAUAGAAGAUCUGAACCCUAGCUUCAGUAAGAAGUUCGUGACCGGAUCUAGUAUAGAUCAACAUAUUUUAGCUAAUAUCAGUUGGAUUUAAGAUAUUUGCAUUGGCUUCAACUAUUUUGCGGAUUUAUGCCUACAGAUAUUACUUGCGUCUUAUUUCAUUUAUCAUGGUACGGAUGGACAGUUAAAUACUUUAAUAACUAGUUAAUCGAAGACAGUGAUAUGAUAUUGAUUAUUGUGAUAGAUUGUCAACAAUGUGAUAUAGUUCGUAUAAUGGUAGGUGCGUUUUCGAUUUGGCGACGCUGAUUGGUCGACGAGAAGUCAUGCAUGAUUGUGAUUGGUUGGUUGAUUAGUAAAAUAAAUUAAAGUCAGCAAUCUUAGUAGGUAGCAUACAUAAUAAUAUAUGUAUCUUGACAGAUUUAAGAUUAAUUAAUUCAAUUGAAUUUUAAUUUUUAAUAAAGUUAUGGUUGGGAAUUACAUCUACAGGGUGUUACAAAAAGGGUACCUAUAGUAAACCGAAACCUACAUGUGCAGCAUGUUAGUAGUUAGUAUACCCUUGUUACAACACCCUGUAUAUCAGUGAAUUAACGGUCAAUACAGUAAUACAAUUUUACCCUGUAUUCUUAAGGAUAUUUGUGUUACCUAUGCGUUUAUACAAAUCAAUUGUAGUUGUGUUAUAUCUGCUGUUUUAGACACAACAAAUCCUCUAAUAUUUCAAAUUCAGAUGGUACUCGUAGUGCGUGAAUAUAAUUUAGUAUAAUAAGUAAUAAUAAUUAUACAGUAUGACUAUAUACAUAAAUUUAUAAUAAUUUAAUUUGUUAUGUUUUUGUAAGAUAAAAUAUUUAUUUACAUACCUAAGAAUACAUGUUUUAUAUUUUUUAUCGCUCUAUACCUCUGUUUAAAUGUAUAAUUACUUACCAAAGUUUAUUAUUAAACCGAUAUCUAAAAUAAUAAAUCUCA
Messenger RNA from Plutella xylostella (diamondback moth), 2825 nucleotides. Lineage: Eukaryota; Metazoa; Arthropoda; Insecta; Lepidoptera; Plutellidae. The record is from RefSeq and is a predicted model, not a curated record.